AUGUACAAUGAGAUAGAUGGUAACUUUGAUGACGUCACCAUCAGUACUUUCAAGAGUGGCCUCCCAACCGAGCAUGGUUUAAGGAAGUCCCUAACUAGAAAACCUGUCACCAGCCUGCGCCAACUCAUGAACCGGAUUGACAAGUAUAAGAGGGUUGAGGAAGACCAGCAACUAAGUAAAGGAAAGGGUAAGGCUAUCCCUCAGGAGAGGAGGGAUUUUAGGUCGGACCGAUAUAGUAAUAACCGACCUCGGAGAGAUUUCACUGGACAAUCAGGGUCUGCCAACACCCAGACAGUUAAUGCACUGGUUCGAGAAGGGAAGUUGAAGCAGCUACUCCACCAUUUCAGUGGCCAAGCGGAGCAAACAGGUUUGGAUCCUCAGAGAGAUGCUUCUUCAAGGCCUUCUCUAGGAACGAUCAAUGUCAUUUUUGCUGCUUUUGGUAGGAUCGAUUCUUGUCCCUCUAGAGUGAUGUUUGUGGCUCAGCUAUCCACCGAGGACAACAAUUCAGAGCCAAAAAGAGCCAGAAUAAAGAUCCCACCGGUCCUGGGCUACUCGAACGUGAAUAAGAUCGGAACCAUCCAAUUCCAUGACGAUGCUUUGGAGGUCACACUCAAGAUAGGGGAGUAUGAUGUGAAGAAAUUGUCGGUAGACCAGGGCAGUGUUGUCGAGAUAAUGUACCCUGACUUGUAA
This is a messenger RNA of Quercus lobata, 690 nucleotides long. RefSeq lists its product as uncharacterized. The transcript is spliced from 2 exons. The record is from RefSeq and is a predicted model, not a curated record. Bases 1 to 690 code for a protein of 229 amino acids. NCBI's taxonomy places the organism in Eukaryota, Viridiplantae, Streptophyta, Magnoliopsida, Fagales, Fagaceae.